Truncatella angustata is the source of this 816-nucleotide messenger RNA. RefSeq lists its product as uncharacterized. Bases 1 to 816 code for a protein of 271 amino acids. Lineage: Eukaryota; Fungi; Ascomycota; Sordariomycetes; Amphisphaeriales; Sporocadaceae. The transcript has a single exon. The record is from RefSeq and is a predicted model, not a curated record.
AUGUCGAGUAGCCCAUCUGCAGUCGUCUUCAACUCGAAAAUAUACUGCUUUCACCAGGGUUCGGGAGACAGCUCCGACCUUUGGUACGACGUCUUUGACGGGAAUAGCUGGCAGGGUGACCAAAAAGUCCCCUAUACAACCUUGACGGUAGGUCCCGUGGCCGUUGUCUACAGGAACAAUAUAUAUUGCUUCCAUCAGGGCAAUAAUAAGAGUGGCCAGCUUUGGUACAAUGUGUUUGACGGCUUCAACUGGGCGGGAGACAAGCAGGUUCCCAAUACCGGCAUGUCGGCGUCACCAUCCGCCGUCGUUCACGAUGAUCAAUUAUAUUGCUUUCACCAGGGUUGGGGGAACAGUGGUGAGCUUUGGUACAAUGUGUUUGAUGGUUCAAACUGGAAGGGCGACAAACAGGUUCCUAAUACCGGCAUGUCAGGUGGCCCACCGGCCAUAACGGUAGGAGCCAAUGACAUGAUCUAUUGCUUUCAUCAAGGUUGGGGGAAUAGUGGUGAGCUUUGGUACAAUGUGUUUGACGGCUCCAGCUGGCAAGGAGACCAAAAAGUCCCGUCUGAAGGCAUGUCAGCAACGCCUUGUGUUGCAUUCUUCUACUACAAGCUUAUCGUGUUGCAUCAAGGUUAUGGGGAUAGUGGCGAGCUUUGGUAUGACUGGCUCUCCGGUUCCACCUGGAGUUGCGCUUCCAAAGUUCCCUACACUGGUAUGUCAGAAGGGCCAAGCGCCGUGGUAUACAAGAACAAACUUUGGGUCUUUCAUCAGGGUGGUGGACACAGUGGCGACCUUUAUUAUAACAUUCUUUCGAUCUAG